AUGCCAAAUCCAUAUCUGAUCCCAAAAGCGCAAGGUGUCUGCCUCUCGACAAGCCUCGUUACCAGACUCCUUGACUUCACAAAAGACCUCUGGGCAGCAGCCCCAUAUUGCAGUUCACGCUACUCAGCUUCUCGAUCAUCUAGCAUCCCACGAUUUUCCGGCAAUCCCAGGAGAUCCACGGGAAAGAGGAGACAUUUUCGAGACAGACAGCCUCACAUCCUUACGCUUCUGGAUGUUUGGAGAGAGAAAUCACAGAGCAGGACACGGGAUGUCUUGAUCUCCAAUAAUCGCGUCUGCCUUCGGUUUGAAGAUGCAGGAAACGCGGGUUCGAAUCCUGCGGAAGGCACUACCCAACCUUUAUUUUUGGUCUCCCGUUCUGCUUCCCUUUGUUUACUUGCUGCUGAUGAUCGACACCCCGACGUGCAUAUUGAUUGGAUGAAUACAGAAUCGACAACAAUAGUGCCGCCUAAUAUCCGGCAUCACCACGAGGCCAACGGUCGCUACGAUCCUCAGAAAGCCCUGUCCGUCAGGACACCGCUGAGUCGGCGCGAGCCAACCGCAGCAGCAACCCUCGUCUGUGCGGCAGGCAGCCUUGCAAAACCUGGAAACACUGCGAAUGCGCGGUUUAUCAAGUGCCCACCCAAGUCACCUCACGCAUCAUUCGCGCUCCUUAAGCUGGUGAUUCACCCUAGGCUCGCGCUCGCCGCACCACCGUUGGAUCCCAACCCAACUCAUCCCAACUCAUCCCAUCCUACCCCGCCGUCGCUGCAAACCUCACCUGGUGCAUACAGCCAUGCGAUACCGCCCUUCCGUCCCGUCCCGCAGAGCUACCGAGAGGUUCCCGCAUCCGAACUCGAACGACCGUUCCCGCCCGCAGCAGCGAUUCCACCCCAUCAAGCGAGAGGGGAAAGAGAAGCCCCCCACAAGAUAGACAAAGCCAACGUCUACGAAACCAACCACGAAGAAAAAAAAAUACCCACUCCCCCCAUAGUCGAUUAUCAACAUACGAGAGAGGCAUUCGAGCUAGCGAGUCCAUUCCCGCGCCCUCCCCCUCCCCCUCCCCCCCACACGCUCUCAAUCGCUAUGGAGGAGCGAUAA
Drepanopeziza brunnea f. sp. 'multigermtubi' MB_m1 is the source of this 1098-nucleotide messenger RNA. NCBI's taxonomy places the organism in Eukaryota, Fungi, Ascomycota, Leotiomycetes, Helotiales, Drepanopezizaceae. The record is from RefSeq and is a predicted model, not a curated record.